This is a messenger RNA of Hirundo rustica (Barn swallow), 3628 nucleotides long. RefSeq names its product ribosyldihydronicotinamide dehydrogenase [quinone]-like. The record is from RefSeq and is a predicted model, not a curated record. Lineage: Eukaryota; Metazoa; Chordata; Aves; Passeriformes; Hirundinidae. The transcript is spliced from 7 exons. Bases 156 to 839 code for a protein of 227 amino acids. Gene Ontology annotation, cellular component: cytosol. Gene Ontology annotation, molecular function: NAD(P)H dehydrogenase (quinone) activity.
GUUGGAUUCGAUGAUCCUUGUAAGUCCUUUCCAGCUCAGGAUAUUCAGUGAUUUUGUGAAGGGCCGCUCCCAGCCCCGCCGCAGAGGUGCUCCAGGCCCCGAGGAGCAGGCAGUACCAGAUUAUCAAGAGAGAAGCUCCCCAGCGCUCCCCAGCAAUGGCAGGGAAAAAGGUCCUGAUAGUCUAUGCACAUCAAGAGCCCAAGUCCUUCAAUGGAUCUUUGUUGAAGAUUGCUGUGGAAGAACUGACCAAGCAGGGCUGCAGUGUCACCGUGUCGGAUCUGUACGCCAUGCAGUUUGAGCCCAGAGCAACAAGAAAUGACAUUGUUGGUCACCUGCACAACUCAGAAGCGUUCAAUUAUGCUGUGGAAACCUGGGAAGCCUUCAAGAGAGGAGGUUUGUCCAAAGACCUGGUUGAAGAGCAGAAGAAGGUGCAAGAAGCAGACUUGCUGAUUUUUCAGUUUCCCUUGUUUUGGUUCAACAUGCCUGCGAUCCUGAAGGGCUGGAUGGACAGAGUCUUGGUCCGAGGCUUUGCUUAUGAUUCUUCAAAGGUUUAUGAUGCUGGUUUGCUGCAGAACAAGUUAUCCUUGCUUUCUUUCACCACGGGAGGAAGUAAAGAGAAGUAUGCAAUCAGAGGUGAUAUUCGCUAUCUCCUAUGGCCCAUGCAGCAUGGAAUCAUGCACUUCUGUGGUGUCAAAGUCCUUGAACCUCACAUCUGUUAUGCUCCAGAGAAUGUCUCUGAGGACAAGAGGAAGGAGAUGCUGACUGCCUGGACCCAGCGUCUGAAGACUCUUUGGAAGGAGGAGCCCAUAGACUGCUCCCCUGAGUGGUAUUUCAAGUAGUGUUCAGGUGCAAGACUACAGAGAGAAGAUUUUUUUUUUUCUCUCCAUUCUUUUUAAUGUUCUGUCUAAAAUACCUGGACACUAAUCUCCUAAUUCAAAACUAUUUUAAGAAUCUUGAAUACUACAUCUAGCAGUUCAACUGACAACACAGCAUUUAUUUUCACUGAUUCCUGAGGGAUUCCCUUCAAGGAUGGGUACAAAACCCUUUGUGUUGUUCUCCUUGCUCACAUAAACAGGGUCAUCCUGCCUCCUUGUGGUUGAUAACACACGUGAUGUUUCAUGGCAAAUUAUACCAUUGCUGCUUGUCAAACAGUUAAUGGCCAAGUUUAUUUUAACACUCUUUUUUACAAGUUACCACUUUUUUUCCCUUUACCAGGGAAUAGGUUGCCCAUACCAAAUUUGUCAUUUAACAGCCACUUGUCAUUGGUUGUGGGAGCUCCAAGCUGCCUUAAAGCUAUGAAACCAGAUUAUAAGUAGUGUUGCAAAAGGUUGUACAGUUGCAAAGUGACUUAAACAGCCAUAAAGCCUCGUAGGCAGCCUUAGGCUUUUAGCCAUAUUUACAAAGUAAUGUUAAAACCAUAACAGAUACCAGAAAAGGGAAAAAUAUUUGCAAAUUUAAUAUAUUGGUAUGCGCAUUAAUUGCCUUCUUUUGUAGACUACACCUUCCAUUUUUAAGGUAUGCAGCUUCCUAAAAUCAAAGGGACUUCUCUAUUUUGAUUACCCUUUGUAAAGACAAAAUAGAAUCCUGGUUUUUUCCUACCCUCUCACAUCAGUCACAUGUUCCAGUUUGCUCCCAUAUGAAGUGAAGGGCCGCAUGCAGCAAAGACAUUUCCCAGGAAGCAAAGCUGCUCCGACCUGUUGCCGAUGUCUGCUAUGUGAGCCAAAGUUUUCAGGUUCCACAAGGGUGCGGCUGUUGCAAUGCUUUGCAAGCCAUCAGCUGUGCAGUGCCAGUGGGUGUUGAGCCAAGAGUUAUUGUCCUUGUCCUGAUGUGCUUCCAGUGCAUGCUGUGCAGGGCAGUGUGCUGGGCUGCACGCGUGUCCUGACACGUGCCUUUCCAAAAUUUGGGAGAAUUUUAGAAAAUAUAGAAAAGCAGAGACUUGUCUGAGGUUAGUAAGGAGAGAGAAAAGAAGUGGCAGUAUUACUUUCCUAGCAGCACUGGAAAUGUUACAGCCAUUUGGAACUAAAGAAAAAUUGUCUUUCUAAAUCACAUUAUGCUAAAAGUCGAAUGUCACCCCGGCAAACCAGCACUGAUUUCAGGAGAAUGAAACUAGAAUUAGAUGAGUAACUUGUAGCUGCACUUCCAGCUAGGGAGAAGGGUAUAAAGGAACAUUCCACUCCCAUUUAGUCUGGGGAUUCGUUUUUUGUUGCUGGUGGUCCUCCUCUCACACAGAUGUCUAGGCAAUGCCCUGAUCAUUUUCUAUGACAAUUUUUUUCCAGAAAUCAUGACUGUAUUUCUUUUAUUUGAUGUUCUGAAAUGGCAGGUCAAACAUGCUUACAACUCCAGAACAAUAGAGGAAAACAAACAGAUACCCAUCUGAACUAUGUUACCAAGCAGCCUCACAGCCCAGAGAAACCAAGAGUGAUGUCUUGCAGUAAGGUGUCUUCAAUCCAGGUUUCAAAAAACAUGACAUUUAAAGUCAGGUAUAGUUCAUUCUGUAGUUUAAUAUUGGGUUCCUGAAGCAACAUCACGGAGGUGAGCUGCUUGCUUGCAGAGCAAUAUACUUUGUCAUAGACUAUUGUCAAAAGUUUGUGCUGAGGAGAGAAACAACCAAUAAAUAAUACCAUGCACAAUGCAACUACUACUUCUUUCUUUUCUUUUCUUUUUUCUUUUCUUUUCUUUUCUUUUCUUUUCUUUUCUUUUUUUUUUGAUGUCGGGUCUGUCUUUUUUUCGGGUGGGCGGUUUCGUUUUGUUGCUUUUAUUGCUUGUUGUUUGUUGGUGGUUCGUUUAUGGUCUGUGUGUCUUUGCGAUUCUCUUCUCUUCUCUUCUCUUCUCUUCUCUUCUCUUCUCUUCUCUUCUCUUCUCUUCUCUUCUCUUCUCUUCUCUUCUCUUCUCUUUUAUAUUCUUUCUCUUCUCUUUAUCUUCUUUUUUAUUUAUCUUUUCUCUCUUUCCUUUUCUUGAAAAAUCCUACUGUGUUAUUAGAUAUCUUAAAGUCUAAAGAGGCUAUAUUCUACAGAAGAGAUGCAAAGAAUUUAAGCUGACACUCAAGUCAGUGCUGAAAAAUUCUCCCAUCAUUCUAAGAAUAUUAAAACACUCAGUUUUCAUGCAGCUUGAAUACAUGGGAAUUCUGAUACGUUUGAAAAACUCAGCAAGGUAACAAAAGAUCAGCUUCUUCCCUAGGACUGUGGAGUCAAAAUACCCCAUAGCUGUUUCUGAAUUGCUCUUGAUGAAAUGAGAAAGCAUUUUGUUGACAUCCAACUGUUGACAUCCAACGGGAGAACUGUUGUAGUGUGUUAAUUUGGUUUAUAUUGUAUUUCAUUUUUAUACUGGGUUUUGUAAUUGUUUCUUCUGUACUCCCCUGUGCCCCUGGAAAAUGUAUCAUCUCGAGGUUUCUCCCUGCUCCUUUUCCCUGCCCAUUCUCCCACACUGGAAUGUAAUCCAACUCUGUUCCACUCCCACCUUGUCCCUGACUGGGUAGGGGCCUGUCCCUGCCUCUAGCCCCUUCCCCCUGGGUAAAAGCCCUGGGAGGAGAGGGGGAGCCCUCUCUUCUACCAGGGAACGGGGACCAGACGGAGCUCCAGAUUCUGGAGGGGCAGGACCCCAAAAUAAAGCCCUGAUCCCCCCUGGACAA